GUGAAAAAUCGUUUUGUCAGUGAACUGUCAGUGCGAAUGUGAAAAAAAUGAAGGAAUUUUACGUGAAAAAUAUUUAGUGAAAUAAUGGGUGCUAAAGACUCAAAACCAUCCUGUAUUAGCUAUGAGGAUGCAAUUAAGCGCGUCUCGGACACUGAGCUCAAGCGAAUAAAAGAGGCAUUCAAGCGAUCUGCCGGCACUGGGAACACCUGCCUCAGCAAAAGUGCCUUCAUUCAGGAUGUUCUCUGUGAAGGUGUGCCCCAGUCCAUUGCAGAAUGCCUCUAUGCUGCCUGCGGUGGCACACAGAAGGGUAUCUGUUUCAAGGAGCUCAUCUGUGGCCUCGUGCUACUGGCCAAGGGGACUCAGGAGGAGAAAAUUCGGUUUCUCUUCAAUCUCUAUUGCAAUGAAUCCGGAAUGCAUAUUGUCAAGCAUGAUUUUAUCCGGGCUCUGCAGACAGAACUGCCACAGCAGACGGUUAUUAACAAUAACAAUUGGGUAUCGCUUUUUGGUCAGACGGAUCGGGUGACUUUUGAGCAGUUUAAAUCUUGGAUAACGAUCCAUCGACAGGGAACGGUGCUGUCCAGGUGGCUUUUGGUGGAGCCUUUGGUGAAUCUGAGUUCGGAACUCGAGACUCCGACGUUCUUUCAGAGUUUGGCGGGAGUGACGCAUCUCGAGGAGCAGGAUAUUCGGGAGUUGGAAAAGGUGUUCUGGAGAUUGAAGGGAUCAGCUGCCACGGGACAAUUGGAUUUGGAGAGUGUGAGUCCGUUGCUGAGUCCACCGGUUCCGCGGAAUGCUCUGGCGGGAGUUUUUAAUGCUUUCGAUGAGAAUCGCGAUGGACACAUUGAUUUCAAGGAACUGUGCUGCGGCGUGAGUGCAGCCUGCCGUGGACCGAGUGUCGAAAGGAGUAAAUUCUGCUUCAAAGUCUUCGAUACGGAUCGGGAUGGUGUGUUGAGUCAGGAGGAACUGAAGCAAAUGGUUGAGGUUCUGCUGUUUGUGGCUCAGGAAAGCAAUAAUUUUGCCUUCUUCCGGAACAUGACGCACGAAACCGUGAUGAAGGAAUUGACCGAACGGGCUGAAAAGAAUGAAGCCUUUGUCUUCACUCAGGAAGAUUUUCUCAUGUGGAGCAUAGAGAGUCAGUUGAAUCUGGUGGCGCAAUUCCUGGAGCUCCUCUUUGAAGUGUGUCAUGUGGUUUUUGGCCUUAGGCCACAGUGUCGUCAUAUGGAGUAUGACAUAGUCAAGGGAUGGCUCUCGCGGGAGGUCAAGAGAGGCUACAAAAUUGGACAAUUUUGGUAUUUGAUCUCGUCAGAAUGGUGGCAGAAUUGGCUGCAGUACACACAAAAUGUCCCACCAUCUUCCUGUGCUCACUGCAAAGUCAGCCGAAAUGGCUCUGGCGUCCCAGGAGCGGGCUUCGACGAGGCUGUGGUUUGCGAUGAGAGCUUCACGUCAAACUCCACGGAAUCCAUGGGAGAUCUCCUGACUGCUGGCGAUUCAACGAGCCUGGGAUCGUGCAGCAGUGGAAUUUCCUACGGAAGGGCCGUCUCAGUGGCUCCAGGACCCAUUGACAAUCGUUCCCUAAUCGCUCCCACCAUCUACAAGAAUGUUCCAACGCUCACGGGCGAAGGUGGACGUCUGAAGAGGGAUUCAACGUUGGCACAGCACCGUGACUUUGAGCUAGUGCCGGAUUCGCUGUGGAAGGCCCUGGCACUGUGGUACCAGGGUCCCCUUCCGCUGCCGCGUCAAGUGAUCCAACCACCGGGAAAUCCGGAAGUUGAAGUGGAGCUCUAUCCGCUGAAUCUGCGCAUCCUCCGGCAUCACUAUCCGCCGAGUCAGGCGCAGCAGCAGCAACAGCAGAAUUCGGUGGGAUCCAAUGCCUGGGGAAUUGUAUCCGGGGGCUAUGGGGUGCUCAAUACACCGAGUGGCCUUACAGGGAGUGUCACAGCAGCGAGUUUGGCGUCAAAUAUGCAACCGCCGAAGAAGUAUUUGGCAUAUAUGGCGGCCUUUAGCAAACUGGCCACGGUGAAGCAGGUUUGUGAGUUUCUGUGUCAGCGUCUGAAGUUGCGGCAGGAGGAUGUGCGACUGUGGCAUGUUCUGGGCGGGAGCCAAUCGGGGAAUUCGAUGGUAGAGAUGCCGUAUUUGCUGGAGGAGGACAAGGCAACGCUGCAGGAACUCAUGAUCAAUGACAAUGAUCAACUGCUGCUGGAGUGCAGGAAUAAGGAUCUCACGUGGCCAGAAGAAUUGAGUGCUCUGACGAUAUCUGGGGCCAGUGGGGGCGCUGUUGGAGUAGGCAAUCAGGAGAGACGUUCAACUGUUGCCUCCAUCCAUUCAGUGCAUCCAGCUGGAGCCACAGGAUUGCACAAUCUGGGCAAUACAUGCUUCAUGAAUGCCGCCCUCCAAGUCAUGUUCAAUACCCAACCCUUGGCAAGAUAUUUCCAGCAGGAUAUGCAUCUGUAUGAGCUCAAUAUGGCCAAUAAAUUGGGCACGAAGGGACAGUUGGCCAUGAGAUACUCAGAAUUGCUGAAGGAAGUCUGGACAGCUUCUGCCAGAUCCAUUGCUCCGCUCAAAUUGAGAUUCUGCGUAACUAAGCAUGCUCCUCAGUUUGCCGGCGGGGGGCAGCAUGAUUCUCAGGAGUUCCUCGAGUGGCUGCUCGAUGCUCUCCAUGAGGAUCUCAAUAGGGUAAUGGAGAAAUCCUAUUCGGAACUGAAGGAUUCCGAUGGGAGGGCAGAUAAUGUCGUGGCGGCUGAAGCUUGGCUACAGCACAAUGCAAGGAAUCAGAGUAUAGUCAUUGAUCUCUUCUACGGCCAGCUCAAGUCCAAGGUGACGUGCUUGGGCUGUGGAAAGGAUUCAGUUCGCUUCGAUCCAUUCAGUCUGCUCAGCCUUCCACUCCCAGUGGAAAACUAUACCUACUGUGAAGUUCUAGUUGCAUGGAAUGGGUGGAUAUUGCUGCGUGCACUGCCGACGGCAAUACACACACCUCACAAUGCACACAAUGCGCACACUAAGCCACCUCGCACUGAGCGAUCAGGCGAGAGGAAGCGUGUGAAUCAAUGGAAAACCAGCACCAUUCUAAAGGAGCAGGAGAGCAUCGCCAAGACCAUCGAAAGGCUGCGGACGAACUUCAAGAAGGAUGGCCCUAGCAAAUGGAAAGCGCCUUACCUUGAAAACAAGGUUAAGGAGCUCAACUCAUAUUGGAGGCAGUUCGUGACCAACAAUGCGACUCUCACAUCUGAGCUCCAGGGAAGUCAUCCUUAUAUCCUGCAUAAAUUAUACCAAGAAACCAAAACCGUUUACGAGGAUUUUAUGCGAAAAAUCAAAAACUGCCCUGAGUUUGAGAAAGACUCUAACUCAGAGUCGGACGAUACUCCACCAUCAGAUGCGGGGUUACUUCGACCAUCAAAACUUUCCAGUACUAUGGAAGGUGUAACAGUGACGUCUGAAUCUUCAUCUGACGUCAUCCCAACAACAACAAACACCAGUAGUUACACAGGCCGUGUACACUGGGACAAUUCCACGUCAAUACGACAGGGUUGCGACAACCAGCAACAACGCAGUUACUACUACUAG
Molecule: messenger RNA, 3558 nt
Organism: Phlebotomus papatasi
Lineage: Eukaryota; Metazoa; Arthropoda; Insecta; Diptera; Psychodidae
Product: ubiquitin carboxyl-terminal hydrolase 32-like
Exons: 5
Coding region: 85-3558 (1157 amino acids)
Biological process (GO): protein deubiquitination
Cellular component (GO): Golgi apparatus
Molecular function (GO): cysteine-type deubiquitinase activity; calcium ion binding
Source: RefSeq, a predicted model, not a curated record